GUUCUUUUGUGCUAUUUCAUGUCCUCAGAAAUGUGAAUAUAAACCCUUGAAAUACUGAAUAUUAACAGUUUUAGUUUGUCCUCUUCACUGCAAUGAAGUAUCACUUAUAUUUAUUACGAGGCAUUUUAUGUUUAACACUGCUGCUUUUGAAUACUGAAGGAUUAAGAUAUAAACAGAGUGACUCUUCUGAGCUGUAUGAAAAUGAGAAUGAUGUUCGUGGUGACGAAAGUGAAGAUGAUGAGGGUUUAUUUAAUAAGGAGGACGAAUAUGUAACUUUACAACAAAAUGAUACGAAAGGUGAACUUCAUAACCAUCAGGGUCUAGCUAGAUGGGGUGAAGGGAAUCCUUAUCAAGUGGAUUUUGUAACAACUACACAAGGGAGUGAACAAGACCAAGACAAACUCACUAUCAUAGGAACUUCUGAUGGCGAAGAAAACGAAGAAGAAAAAAUUACAGAUAGUGAAACAGAGGCAUUUGAGAGUGAAGAACCGGAUUCAGAGAAAAAUAAAGUCGACGAAGAUGCAGAAAACCAUCAUCAUGACGGCCUGGUCAGUUGGGGAAGUUCUGGUGAAAGUGAAGAAGAUGAAGCCUCUGUGACAGAUAGACUUCUUGAUGACUAUCCACAAAUAAGUGAUGAUAACAGUACACCUGAGUACGAAAGUGAAUCACCGUCUGUAAACGUCACAGUCAAUAAACAGUCAAUUGAAUCAUCCCCAAAUAUGACAACUGUAUCAACAUCAACUCAUAAUGACAAUCAUCAUCACCAUCACCAUGAUAACCAUCAACAUGAAAACCAAUCACAUCACUAUGAAAACAAUGACGAAGAUGAUAACAGCGAUAAUUUAUCUGACAAACACCAUAUUGACCAUUUAGUUGACCCAUUAUUAUCAGAUCUGUAUUUAGGAAACAAUCAUUCAACAGUUCCACUUCAGAUAGAUAAUGAAACUGAUGUAUCAAAAAUUGAGUCAGCCUGUAGAAAAUGUAUUAAAUGGCAGCAAUUGCAUUCGACUCUUCCAUGUAUAUUAUAUCCAUUGAAUUUCAAUAUACCAGAACAAGUCAACCAAACAAAACUGGUUUAUAUACAUGUUAUGAGAAAAGUAGUUGCUCAAAUAAACAACAGCCUGAAUGAACUGUUACUAGACCUGGAGCUGUGAUCAAUGUCCUACGUCUAAACAUGAUUCAAAUAUUUCUGAUCAGUGAACAGUAUUAAUAUUCUCUGUGUACUUUUUCUAGAGUAAACUUUAAUUUAAUUAAUUAUACUUGUCUAUUUAAUAUACAAAAUAUAAGUAGUAUAAAUUUAAACAAUA
Trichobilharzia regenti is the source of this 1307-nucleotide messenger RNA. NCBI's taxonomy places the organism in Eukaryota, Metazoa, Platyhelminthes, Trematoda, Strigeidida, Schistosomatidae. The record is from the annotation of a GenBank genome assembly.